This is a messenger RNA of Tremella mesenterica DSM 1558, 459 nucleotides long. RefSeq lists its product as uncharacterized. Bases 1 to 459 code for a protein of 152 amino acids. The record is from RefSeq and is a predicted model, not a curated record. The transcript is spliced from 2 exons. Lineage: Eukaryota; Fungi; Basidiomycota; Tremellomycetes; Tremellales; Tremellaceae.
AUGAUACCGAUAAAAGCAUGCGUAGUUUGGAAUGAAGUCGAGGUAGAAUGGCAGAGGAAGAGCGAUGAUAGUUACCGAGAAGGAGAUGUAAAAAAGGGUAGAGGUGUCGAAAGAUUGGUACUAGGCGUAGUAGCAAACGGAGUCUAUUCCCUACGAGGCCCUAUAGCCAUAGCUCAUAGACGCAGACUAUUUUCAACGUCUGGUCCUGACACUAUCCCCAAGAAGCGAGAUGGUCGUAUGAUAGCCACAAAAGAAGACAAUAACCGAGUGGAAGGCGAGAGUAGAACGAAACGGGUAGUUCUUCCUUUCAUUCCUACACGAUAUGUGACAGUGUAUGACCGUACGGCAAGAAGUAAGCGAGGUGAUGACCAAGGAGAGAGUGACGACUUUUGGAGCAGAAUGUGGUUAAAACAUGGAUGCCUCCAACCAGAACCAACAUUGUACAUAGGAAGGAAAUGA